Molecule: messenger RNA, 4314 nt
Organism: Cynocephalus volans (Philippine flying lemur)
Lineage: Eukaryota; Metazoa; Chordata; Mammalia; Dermoptera; Cynocephalidae
Gene: LRP12
Product: LDL receptor related protein 12
Exons: 7
Coding region: 307-2886 (859 amino acids)
Cellular component (GO): plasma membrane
Molecular function (GO): protein binding
Source: RefSeq, a predicted model, not a curated record
AGGCCGGAGUCCCGCGUUUGUCGCUCCCUCGCCUAGCGCCGGCGCGCGCACUGUCUGCCCUUGUCCCGGGGAGGGCAGACCCGCUGGGGCUGUCGCGCCACCUGGGGUGGGAGCGGGCUAGCGGCAGAGGGAGGGGAGGAGGGAGGGAGGGCGCGCGGGCGGCGACAGCGGCCCCUUCCCUCCCCCUCCCGCCGCCGCGGAGAGGGAGCAGCCGGGGGCUCGGCGGCGGCGGCGGCGGCGUCUGGCCCCAGCUCCUCCCCCCCCUCCUCCUCCGUCUCUUUCUCGCUCCCUCCAUCUGCCGUGGUUAUGGCCCGCCGCUGGAGCACAAAAGAGUCUCCGCGGUGGAGGUCUGCGUUGCUCUUGCUCUUCCUCGCUGAGGUGUACGGAAAUGGUGCUCUUGCAGAACAUCCUGAAAAUGUGCAUAUUUCAGGAGUGUCAACUGCUUGUGGAGAGACUCCAGAACAAAUUCGAGCACCAAGUGGUAUAAUCACGAGCCCAGGCUGGCCUUCUGAAUAUCCUGCCAAAAUCAACUGUAGCUGGUUCAUAAGGGCAAACCCAGGGGAAAUCAUUACUAUAAGUUUUCAGGAUUUUGAUAUUCAAGGGUCCAGAAGAUGCAGUUUGGACUGGUUGACGAUAGAAACAUACAAGAAUAUUGAAGGUUACAGAGCUUGCGGUUCCACAAUUCCACCUCCAUAUAUCUCUUCACAAGAUCAUGUCUGGAUCAGGUUUCAUUCAGACGACAGCAUCUCUAGAAAGGGUUUCAGACUGGCAUACUUUUCAGGGAAAUCUGAGGAACCAAACUGUUCUUGUGAUCAGUUUCGUUGUGGUAAUGGAAAGUGUAUACCAGAAGCCUGGAAAUGCAAUAACAUGGAUGAGUGUGGAGAUAGUUCUGAUGAAGAGAUCUGUGCCAAGGAAGCUAAUUCUCCAACAGCUGCUGCUUUUCAGCCCUGUGCUUACAACCAGUUCCAAUGUCUUUCCCGUUUCACCAAAGUUUACACUUGUCUCCCUGAAUCCUUAAAAUGUGAUGGGAACAUUGACUGCCUCGACCUAGGAGAUGAGAUAGACUGUGACGUGCCAACUUGUGGGCAAUGGUUAAAAUAUUUUUAUGGUACUUUCAAUUCUCCCAAUUAUCCAGACUUUUAUCCUCCUGGAAGCAAUUGCACUUGGUUAAUAGACACUGGUGAUCAUCGUAAAGUCAUUUUGCGCUUCACUGACUUUAAACUUGAUGGUACUGGUUAUGGUGACUAUGUCAAAAUAUAUGAUGGAUUAGAGGAAAGUCCACACAAGCUUUUGCGUGUGUUAACUGCUUUUGAUUCUCAUGCACCUCUUACGGUUGUUUCUUCUUCUGGACAGAUAAGGGUACAUUUUUGUGCCGAUAAAGUGAACGCUGCAAGGGGAUUUAAUGCUACUUACCAAGUAGAUGGCUUCUGUUUGCCAUGGGAAAUACCCUGCGGAGGUAACUGGGGGUGUUAUACUGAGCAGCAGCGUUGUGAUGGAUAUUGGCAUUGCCCAAAUGGAAGGGAUGAAAUCAAUUGUACCAUGUGCCAAAAGGAAGAAUUUCCAUGUUCCAGAAAUGGUGUGUGUUAUCCUCGUUCUGAUCGCUGCAACUAUCAGAAUCAUUGCCCAAAUGGAUCAGAUGAAAAAAACUGCUUCUUUUGCCAGCCAGGAAAUUUUCAUUGUAAAAAUAAUCGUUGUGUGUUUGAAAGCUGGGUAUGUGAUUCUCAAGAUGACUGUGGUGAUGGGAGCGAUGAGGAGAACUGCCCAGUAAUUGUGCCUACCAGAGUCAUAACUGCAGCCGUCAUAGGGAGCCUUAUUUGUGGCUUGUUACUCGUCAUUGCACUGGGAUGUACUUGUAAGCUUUAUUCUCUGAGAAUGUUUGAACGAAGGUCUUUUGAAACACAGUUGUCAAGAGUGGAAGCAGAAUUGUUAAGAAGAGAAGCCCCUCCCUCUUAUGGACAAUUGAUCGCUCAGGGUUUAAUACCACCAGUUGAAGACUUUCCUGUUUGUUCGCCUAAUCAGGCUUCUGUUUUGGAAAAUCUGAGACUUGCUGUACGAUCUCAGCUUGGAUUUACUUCAGUCAGGCUUCCUAUGGCAGGCAGAUCCAGCAACAUUUGGAAUCGUAUUUUUAAUUUUGCAAGAUCACGUCAUUCAGGAUCAUUGGCUUUGGUCUCAGCAGAUGGAGAUGAGGUUGUCCCUAGUCAGAGUACCAGCAGAGAAUCUGAAAGAAGUCAUACUCACAGAAGUUUGUUUUCCUUGGAGUCUGAUGAUACAGACACAGAAAAUGAGAGAAGAGAUGCAGCAGGAGCAUCUGGUGGCGUUGCAGCUCCUUUGCCCCAAAAAGUCCCUCCCACAACAGCAGUAGAAGCAGCAAUAGGAGCAUGUGGAAGUUCCUCAACCCAGACUACUCGAGGUGGUCAUGCAGAUAAUGGAAGGGAUGUGACAAGUGUGGAACCCCCAAGUGUGAGUCCAGCAAGUCACCAGCUUACAAGUGCACUAAGUCGUGUGACUCGGGGGCUACGUUGGGUACGUUUUACAUUAGGGCGAUCAAGCUCCAUAAAUCAGAACCAGAGUCCUUUGAGACAGCUUGAUAAUGGGGUAAAUGGAAGAGAAGAAGAUGAUGAUGUUGAAAUGCUAAUUCCAGUUGCUGACGGAGCUUCAGACUUUGAUGUGAAUGACUGCUCCAGACCUCUUCUUGAUCUUGCCUCAGAUCAAGGACAAGGGUUUAGACAACAAUAUAGUGCAACAAACCCUGGAGUAAGGCCAAGUAAUCGAGAUGGCCCCUGUGAGCGCUGUGGAAUUGUCCACACUGCCCAGAUACCACACACUUGCUUAGAAGCAACAAUGAAAAAUGAAACGAGUGAUGAUGAGGCUUUGUUACUUUGUUAGGUACGAAUCACAUAAGGGAGAUUGUAUACAGGUUGGAGCAAUAUCCAUUCAUUUUUUUGUAACUUUACAAUUAAACUAGUUUUAGUUUAAAAAGAAAAAAGAUGCAGGGUGAUUUCUUAUUAUAGGUUAGCCUGCAUGGUUAAAUUAAACAACUUGUAACUCUAUGAACUUAGAGUUUACCAUUUUAGCAGCUAAAAAUGCGUUAUAUAUUCAUUUUGUUCAAUAAUGUUCUUUCAUUUGUUACUAAUUGUUUUUAUCCUGGUACUGUAGUUCACGGUAGAAAUAUGGCUGCUGAAACUCAUUUGACUGUCAUUUUAUCUAUCCUAUGUUAAAAGAUUUGUUUGUUCAAAAUAGUACCUCCUUUUAAUUGAACCUUUUAUGCUUUUGCCAAUACAUCUUGUAACUUAAUAUACUAGAUAUUAGGUUGUUAAUAUACAAAAAAAAACCCUUAUACUCACCUGUGUUUUUGUUUGUAUAACAAUUUGUCUAUUAUUGGAUUUUAUCAUAAUGUGAACUUGUCAAAGGGAAGAAAACUUUCUCUAAAAAUUUUUCUUUUAUGUUUAAACGUAGUGAUGUAAAUUUUAGGUAGAAUUAGGUAAAUUAAUGGCAGAAACAAAACUUUUAUAGAUUUUUCUAAUGUUGACUUUAUUACUCUAAUAUGGUACAAACCAAAUGUUAAAAUCCCAAGUCAUUUCUUUUUUCAUCUCUAUUUAAAGACAUCAUUAAGCAGAUGAAGAUAUUCUACUAUGCAUUAAAUCUUGAACUUUAUAAAAUAUGUACAAAAAUUGUACAAGAUAAGUUCCAACUGGUAAUGUCUUUCCCUAAUAUAGGGUUAUGCUUGUAUUGGACCCUAGGGAUUUGCACUAAAAUCGUAUCAAGGUCUCAGAUGAGUUUAGUGCACAAGCACUAUCACUUUAAAUACUAUUAUUUGCUACCACAAUGACUAUAUAUUUCCAUAGCUUUUAUGGGGGGUGGGAGGGCAUUUUUUAUUACAACUUGAAAAUGCUGUGCUGGUUUCAUAUUUAUUAGUUGUAUUUAAAGCUGCAUUAUUGUAAGAGUGAUUUUUUUCAAUAUAUUUUAUUCAUGGGGGUAUCAUGCUACAAUCUUGAAGAAAAGCAAAUUAAGAAAUCAUUCAGAUCACCCCUCUUUUUUAGGUAGAAUGAAUUGCAAAAUCCAGCAUAUUUUUAUUAUUGUCAGUUCCUAUUUAUUUAUUCUUCAGGUGUCUGUUUUAGUAGCUUAAUGAUUGAGUAUGAAAAAUGUAUCUGUGUGUGAUUAUUGCUAUUUAUUAAAUUUUAAAUAUUUUGCUGAAUGUCAUUUUAAAGCAUGUUUGAGGUCUUGUGUAUUUGUCGUGUUAUGCCGUCAGGAAGAACUGACUAAAAUGUUUUAAUAUGUAUCAAAAAUUAAAAUGAUUUUUUUCUAUUGCUUUGA